Molecule: messenger RNA, 5317 nt
Organism: Hypanus sabinus (Atlantic stingray)
Lineage: Eukaryota; Metazoa; Chordata; Chondrichthyes; Myliobatiformes; Dasyatidae
Gene: srebf1
Product: sterol regulatory element binding transcription factor 1
Exons: 20
Coding region: 1578-4952 (1124 amino acids)
Biological process (GO): regulation of transcription by RNA polymerase II
Cellular component (GO): nucleus
Molecular function (GO): DNA-binding transcription factor activity, RNA polymerase II-specific; protein dimerization activity; RNA polymerase II cis-regulatory region sequence-specific DNA binding
Source: RefSeq, a predicted model, not a curated record
UACUGUCAGCAUGAAUAACGGGGGGCACCAACACCCACUCCCUGACGCGGGCAUGAUGUUUGAGGAUUCGUCCCUGGACAACCUGGACCCCUCUCUGACCGAGAGCAGCGAGAUCGAUAACGCGCUGCUCAGUGACAUUGAUGGUGAGUGAUGGACAGGGCUCGGCGCUUUCGGCAUGGGCUUGCAUCAGGCGGCGUCCCCGGGAACGGCGGGGCAACAGGCCUGAGAAUGACCAUUGGCACGGGGGCUGAAUCCACAUCUGUGCCGCUUCUGGAUGGACACUUGCAGAUUUACGACUGGGUAGCAGCAAAUUGGGAAACAAUUAAAUUGUAUUUCGUUUAAUGUUUGAGAGUACCUGUGCAGUUUCUAAUAUAAGUGAAUUAAAUGUUACGUUGUUGAUUAAUUAUCAACAAAUGUUUAAUUAUCGCAAAUGUAUUUGUUCCCUUACAAGAUUUUAUAUUGCUUUUUUGUGUAAUUUCAAACAGACGAAGUUUGUGUUUGAAUUGCAUUUGUAACUAACUCCAAAUGCUGUCCCUGUGGCUAGACUUACAUUAUCAUAAGUUAGUUUGUAAGUCUGUGUUUUAGAAAAGACCUGUAUUUUAAACAAUAGCAUAAAACACAGACUUCUUCAAUUACAGAAAUAAUGUUAUAGUAAAUUAUAUUUGCUCGGGAUUAUGCUAAAAUAACACAUUUGUAGAUUUGUUUAAAUUAUUGAUAGUGCGCGAAGUUUUGACCAGCUGAUGUUUUUAACGUGGGAGACAGAUAUGCUUUAACCCUCGUGCUGCAGCUUAGGCGAGAUCAUACUUGCUGAGUCGUGUGUUCGCUUGAACCGAGCCCCUUUCACCCUCUCAGGCAGUGACAUCAUGCCAGGGUUACUAGCGGUUAUUGCCUUGUGCUGCAGGGGACUUCUCAAGUUCAUCUGCUCGCAGUCACGUACAGCAGCCACGAAACCAAAUCGGUAUCUUUGAUGCCUAUUUUUUUAAAUAAAACGCGAAUUUUUGUAAUUCGUCCUGAUGCAUUUUAAAACAAAAUAUCUGAAUUGACACUGAAUGUUCACGAUAUUAAAAUGUAGUCCUUUUGAGGAUUCUUUAAAGGAGCAAACCUUUCUGAAAGUGCAAGUGUCGAAAUGUUAGACCUAUAGCUUUUAAAUGCAGCAAGUGUAUUACAGAUGCGGUGGAAUGAGCUUGCCCGAUAGUAACCUUCGAUUAUUCACUUUUCUGAAUUAAUCAAUGUUCCUGCCAAUGUACACAGUUAAACAAAUUCUUUCUGUCUUGUCUGCGAGCUAAGCCAAACAUAGCAAGCGACUGCAACUUGCAGUGAUUGGUUCAACCGGAUCACCUCAUGGAAAAAAAUGAUUCCAAUAUCCGCCCCUAAAUUUGAAUACAGUCAGUGUAUUUUUUCUUGGAAGGUGGCGGUGCAGACAAGAAGUAAAACAGCUCUGUAUCCUUAACUGCUUUGCAAAUAUGUUUGCAUGCUCUGAUCUGAAACGCUUGGUAGAUAAUAUCUUAAAUAUGUUCAUGAAUGAAGAUGUGCCUCAGAUCAAUAAACUCAUGAAGUUCUGAUUACUGAUUGCAGUCAUGGAUUGCACGUUUGAAGAUAUGUUGCAGAUGAUUAACAACCAGGAUGGAGAAUUCCCUGGGCUGUUUGACAACCACUUUGGCACUAGCACCCCACUGCAAGAUAGUAGUUCUUCAGUCCUGCCUAACCAAGGGUUAUUGAACAUGUCCCUUGAUAGCCUCGUGGGCAAUAGUGGGAAGGCUCAAACCCCUGUGAAAAUGUACCAGAGUCCUCAGCUCCAGCAACAGCUUCAGCAUUCGCAGCAGUCACAGCUCCUUCAGGCCCCUUCAACACAACAGGUCAAACAAGAAGCUGUUCAGUUGCAACAGAGCCAACAGCAGCCUCUCAUGAUGGCACAGAAUUUUACAGGUUCUCCACAAUCACAGCCACAGUUUGUGCAGCAGCAACAGCAGCCUUUGGUGGGAUAUCAGAACUCCAAUGGGUUUACAGCUCUGCAGCAGGGGAUGCCUACCCAACAGCUCCAGGGUCUUGCAGUUCCUCAGCAGCUGCAGCCCAUGACCAUUCAGGCCCAGGUACAGAAUAUUCCUACUCAGCAUCUUUUAACGACUGCCACAGCCAGUUCUACACCAACUGUUUCAACACAGCUGCAACAAGUUCCAGUACUUUUUCAGCCUCAGUUCAUUAAAGCUGACUCAUUGCUUUUGACGGCUUUGAAGCCAGAUGGAUGUACUGUUGUGACAUCAGUAAAGUCGUCUGCUGUAUCAACUUUGUCAACAGCCACUACUCCCAUUCAAACUACAUCCCUGCAAAUGCCAGCUCUGGUCAGUGGGAACACAAUCCUGACCACAGUGCCUCUGAUGGUGGACACCGACAAGCUUCCCAUCAAUCGUAUACCUGCAAGCGGCAGAACCUGUAACGCAUCAAACAAAGGGGAAAAACGCACAGCACAUAAUGCUAUUGAGAAGCGUUACAGGUCAUCUAUUAACGACAAGAUUGGGGAGCUGAAAGACCUUGUUGUUGGUACUGAAGGAAAGUUGAACAAAUCAGCAAUACUGAGGAAAGCUAUUGAUUAUAUUCACUUCUUACAACAAGCUAAUCAGAAGUUGAAACAAGAGAACAUGCUAUUAAGAGUGGCAGCCCAGAAGAACCAGUCUCUGAAAGAAAUAGUGGCUUCCACGGGAAUGAGUCAGGAUACAGUAACAAAUGGAUUCAAGCAGGAACCUGAUCUGCUUAGCCCACCACCAUCUGAUGCUGGUUCACCACCUCAAAAUAGCCCAUUUUCUGUCAGCAGCAGUGAUUCUGAGACAGACAGCUCAAUUUUUGAUGAUACCAAGAUGUCAGUUAAACAAGAGCAGACACUGCCAACUAGUGCUGGCAUGUUGGAUCGAUCUAGGAUGGUACUUUGUACCUUUGUCUUCCUUUGCCUCUCCUUUAACCCUCUGGCAUCAUUGAUGGGUGAAUCGGACAUCAGGCUGGCAGAGAGUGGAGAAUAUCAUGGACCAGGCAGAAGCACGCUGGGAUUUUCUGUAGAAGCCUCUUCCAGUUGGUUGCCCUGGGUGUGGCCAACACUGGUCCUCUGGUUGAUUAAUGGAAUAAUUGUCCUGAUCGUAUUCAUUAAGAUUUUUGUAUACGGUGAGCCAGUCACUCGGCUGCACUCUGAAUCAUCUGUCCUCUUUUGGAGGCACCGCAAGCAGGCUGAUCUGGAUCUGGCAAGGGGGGAUUUUCCACAGGCUUCCCAGAACCUCUGGGUUUGUUUGAAAGCGCUGGGGCGCCCCCUGCCAACUUCCAAUUUAGAUUUUGCCUGCAGCCUGAUGUGGAACAUCAUCCGGCACAUCCUGCAGCGACUGUGGAUAGGGCGCUGGUUUGCUGCACAGGCGGGAGGCUUCUGGCAGAACCAAGAGCUGAAGGAUGACAUGAAGAAGUGCACUCGGGAGGCUGCUCUGGUCUAUCACAAGCUGCAGCAACUUCACAUGACAGGCAAAUUGGGUGGCAGCUACCUAUCUGCAAUUAACAUGGCAUUGAGUGCAGUAAACCUUGCUGAAUGUGCUGGAAAUGCCAUCUCCGUUGCUACCAUGGCAGAGAUAUAUGUGGCAGCAGCGAUUCGCGUUAAAAUCAGUCUGCACAGGAGACUCCAUUUCCUGACUCGAAUCUUCCUGAGCAGCGCCAGACAGAUCUGUCUGUCGCAGAGUGGAACCAUACCGCCCGCGAUGAAAUGGCUGUGCCACCCUCAGGGCCAUAGAUUCUUUGUUGAUGAGGACUGGACUGUCAAAAGCACUCAUAAAGACAGCAUUUAUAGUGUUACUGGAAACCCAGUUGAUCCAUUGGCUCAGGUAACUCAAGCUUUCCGAGAACACUUGCUGGAAAAGGCAUUAUAUUGCAUUGCUAGACCGGAGAACGGCAAGCCAGUGACUGGAGAGGGAGGCCAUUUUGUCAUAAAAUCCAACUCCUGGGUUGCUCCGAGCUGGACUCCAUGGAUAGCGUUGGCGAAUGAGGAGUACCAUGCACGAGAGUUCUCAGAUGCUCUUGAGUAUUUACAGCUGCUGAAUAGUUGUUCCGACGCUGCUGCUGUCACCACACAAACCUUUGCUAUUGGCUCGAGUAUGGCGACUGUCACCGGUACUGAUCCAGUAGCAAAGUGGUGGGCUUCCAUGAUUGUUGUUGCCAUCAACUGGUUGCAUGGUGAUGGCGAGGCAGCAGAGCGUCUGUAUCCUGUGGUGGAGUGCAUGCCAAAGCUUCUGCACGCAACUGAGAGCCAGUUGCCAAGAGCAGCGCUGUUCGCAUUCAAAGCUGCGCGUGCCAUUUUGGGGAAGCAGGAUGGCAGCCAGAUGAGCCUCUUGCACUGUGAAAAGGCCAGUGGGUACCUGAGGGACAGUCUCAAUAUGGCAUCCUCCACCAGCAACAGUAUUGAUAAGGCUGUGCAGAUGUUGCUGUGUGAUCUUCUGCUUGUCACCAGGACCAGUGUAUGGCAGCAACAGUUCACUGGGAGUCAGGCAGUGAGUGCCAUGCAUCAGGCAUCUCCGCUUGAGCUGAGAGGCUUUCAGCAGGACCUGAGUAGUCUCAGAAAGCUAUCCCAGACUUUCAAACCUGCUCUCCGUAGGGUGUUCCUGCAUGAGGCAACAGCCAGGUUAAUGGCAGGAGCCAGUCCAACCCGUACUCACCAACUAUUAGAUCGCAGUCUCAGGAGGCGGGUCACAAAUCCGAUUCCCAAAGGUGGCGAGACUGAGACACACCCUGGACAACGGGAGCAUGCUGAAGCCCUCUUACUUGCAUGCCGCUAUCUUCCACCGAGCUUCUUGUCUGCACCAGGCCAGCGAGUUGGUAUGCUGGCUGAAGCAGCCCACACACUGGAAAAGAUUGGUGACAAAAGGACUCUUCAUGACUGCCAGCAGAUGAUCAUGAAACUGGGCAGCGGCACCACAGUCACCACAACUUAAUAUGGUGCUACUUUUAAGCAAGGCCCCACCUCUUCCCUGAAAGCACUGUGACUGUUGUGUACAUGGCCCUCAAGAAGCAGCACUGCCCUUUUAAUUUCAUAUUAAAAUAAUGAUUUGGUAAAAUAAACAUAUUUUCAUAGGUUAAAGAGUCUGUACAUAAAAAAAAAUAUUUAUAAUUUUUUAAGGUCAAAAGUCAGGAGGCAGCAAAUUCACUUUUGUAGAAUUAAAAGCACUUGUCUGUUUCGGAGCUUAGCUUCUCCUAUAAUGCUGCACAGUGAAAAAGCUAUUCUGAGCUGCAUUCUGUGCAAUAUACAGUACUUUUAUAUAAUUAAAAUAACCCACAUGAAAGAAUACAAUGUAUUUGU